Messenger RNA from Colletotrichum destructivum, 6160 nucleotides. RefSeq names its product Putative serine/threonine-protein kinase, active. Lineage: Eukaryota; Fungi; Ascomycota; Sordariomycetes; Glomerellales; Glomerellaceae. The transcript is spliced from 3 exons. Gene Ontology annotation, cellular component: nucleus; cyclin/CDK positive transcription elongation factor complex. Bases 1524 to 4775 code for a protein of 1083 amino acids. Gene Ontology annotation, biological process: protein phosphorylation; positive regulation of transcription elongation by RNA polymerase II. The record is from RefSeq and is a predicted model, not a curated record. Gene Ontology annotation, molecular function: ATP binding; cyclin binding; RNA polymerase II CTD heptapeptide repeat kinase activity.
UCACUAACGACUAACCAACCUCAACAAUUGCGCAUCGGCGCGCGGCCGGGCAAGUCAGACUACAGGAAGAGGCGAAUAAUGACUUGAACUAUUUUCGACGGUUAUUCUGGCAAAAGGAGGGAGGAAUAUGCACCACCGGGUUGCUCGGGGAUCCCAUUUACGCAAUGGCGAUAUCUGGCGCUCGCAAAAGGCGAUCUCUCAACGCAGCAAAUGAUUGGGUUGCAUGAGGCGGUGUUCAGCCAAAAUCGGGGGCAGCUUUGACUGUAUCGAUGCUGUGUCCUUGAUACUAUUGCGAAGCCACGUGGCCGACGAUGAUGGAUAUGGGCAGCCGCCCUGAGCAAACGCCAGCCCGAAACGAUAACGAUGUUUAGCCAUCGACACCACGCUACCUACAUCGUAGCCAUUCCGGAUUCUCCUCGACUCCCCACAAAAGGAUAAGAUGUUCGGAGCAACCAUAUCGGCGGAACACAUGGCGCAUCGUACAUCGAGCCUUGCCGAUACCUAUGAUGCUUGUUCCCUUAGCUGGUCAAGGGUUUUGCUGAAGGAAGGCUCUCAUGGGGGGUUUCCCACCGAAAUGUUGGCCAGCCACGCGGCUCGUUGCUGAACGAGCGCGAUCAGUGUGGCAAGGAGGCGAUUCGAGAACCAUCAUCAAUGCCGCCAUCACAGUCCUCUUACAUGCGACAAGUCCGGCCUUGGCCGCUAGUCGUUGAUCGUCACCGAGGCUUCGACUUGCCACUCGGCACUGCCAUUGAGACUUUGGCGUACUCGUGUUCUUGACCAUUCCGAUCGAUCUGUACUUUUGGGCAUACGACUCUGUAGCCUGAGCUCAGAUACCCGGAACUCAGACUCGCUGAUCAUCGUGCGCCAAGCGUGAGUUUGGCGCACAAGGGUGUGCAACUAUUGGUUACCGGGACAUAAUUCGUACAUAGUGACCCUGUUGCCUGCUCUUAUGUUCACGUGCAUGAGCGAUGGCAGAGAGAGGAGGGGGCGAGGGGGGAAGGGCAUAUAGUUUACAUGGGGUCGCGGUCUAAUGCCGCUGCUUCUGACUUGGAAAAAGGAUUGGAUGUUGGGUUGGUUGACGAACAGUCUGUUCUGGGAAUGGGACAGAGAUGGAGAUAUUGCUGUGGUUCUGCAAGCGCACCACUGCGGCGGGGGACUUCGACCUGAUUCAUCGGCCCAGCUGAUUCGGCGGUUCUGGUGCGUUUGGGAUACCGCCUCGGCCACUGUGUGCAAUUCGCCUCAGAAAACCGCCAACUCCUCGGAAACCCACGACGACCCAUACGAGUUGCCAGGCAUUAAGGGCUGCUCUAUUCUCAGGAGCGAAACUAUGCACCUGCAACUCUCGCGGGAUCUAUUUUUUCUCUCACCGGCAGCGGUUGUUUUGGCGUGGGGUGGUCCUGCGCGAACUUCGACGCCUCGGCAACUGCAUAUCGGGCUUACCAGGCUGAACUGUCGCGUUAUCGGCAAAACCUCGGCUGGCAACGUGCUUGCAUCUAAAAACUCAAAUCGAAUCGGCUGCAGUAAUGGAGUCCUACCACCGCAACCGCCCUCGACAUGUCGCCAUGAGAGACGACCGCAGACCAGGCGAUGAGCGCAGAGACCGAGGCAGAGCUGGUCGAGAAGUGAUACGCUCCCGCAGAUCUCCCUCGCCUCCCCCACGUGGACCUCGGGAAGCCGACAGAGUGCCAGACAGCAAACCUCGCGACCCUCCCCUCGACAAGUUACAGCCUUCUGGCCGAAACCACCACAGACCACGCGACCGUAGCAGAGACCGACCCCAUCCAACAUCACCUUCGUCUAUCCGUCGCAAUAAGUACCGGGAAGAGUCUCGUGAUCGAUCUCGUGGCAGGGUCGCUGGUGAUUCGCGGCGCGACACCCGAGCUAAGCACUAUCGAGACCGUAGCCGGGGAUUUACUCGAGGCGACGGCCCUACAUCACCAUCCUCGAAGCGAGCAAGAAGUCGAAGUUUCGACAGGUCUGGCGCAGACGGAAAAAAGGUCAGACGGGACAUCAGCCCGCGUCGUGACCACAAGGAGGUAGUACCCCCUGGAGAGGCUGGUCGGAGUUCACGAGGCUCUCCUUACCCAUCCCGAAGAUCACCUACUCCCGAUCGCCGCGAAUACCGAUCGAAACACAAGGAAAGAACUCGUCGGAGUAAUCGAAGUAGGUCGCGGUCGCCCAAUAAGGAGAGGAGACGGGACCGUCGUGAUCAUUCCCCAACACACCGCCGCGAGCAGUCGUCUGGCCGAAGGCGGGAUCGAUCUCCCCUCCCCCAUCGACAACGGUCCCCCGCCAGACAGUCCUCAACAUCCGCGAGAGGUGGCCAUCGUCUGGCAUCGCCGCGUCGCAGCUCCAAAGACCACCCGCACUACAAGCCGUCCCAGUCCGGCGCCUCGUCCAGGUCCCUUAGUAGGGGAUCAGGCAGACGGGCUCCACAAGGCGACGAUUCCCAAGCCCCUCCAAAGUCUCAACCUUCAUCCGGUGCCAACAGCGUGGAGGUCAGCAUGAGCGGUAGAGGGAACCACCGGGAGAGCUUUGCGUCUCAAAUACCCCCUGCAUUGUCCCACGGCCGGCAGUACAGCGACCCACGACAAUUUUCCCAGUCCCCGCAACCAACUCCAAAUUCCUUCAACGCGUCCCCGAACCAGUCGCCGUACGGCGGUAGCAGGGGAAAUUGGGGGUCUCAGCAGUUCUCCCCAACACACCAAUACCCCCCGCAGUAUCCACAAUCCAACUACGGUCCUCCAACAGGACCGUCCGGCUCCUAUACACCAAAUCCAUCCUAUUCACCACCACCGUCCGCUCCAACAGGACCAAUGCAACAGUAUCCUCAAGGGAGCUUCCGCGGUAACUACCGUAGUGGCACCACGUUCCGAGGAGCCCAGUUCGGCCAGGGUCGAGGUGGCUACAGAGGAAAUAGCUUCAAAAGUACUGCACAAUGGACAUCCAAUGCUUCCAGCGCCGGCUCUCGGCAGCUGGAUGAUACCAAGUCUCAGCGGUCGACCACUCCCGUCCAAGGCAACAAAUCGGAUGCUGGCGAACAUGCAGACAAGGGCGAGAACCCGUUCCGCCCCUCAAAAGAUUUGCAAGUUGAGGACGUUACACCGUCCGACAAGGCUAGCGAGAGCAAUGCACCACAUCAGAACAGGGCCCCUCCGUCUGGUCCGGCCACUCAGUCGUCAUCGUCGUCGUCGAAGUUCAGCUUUGCGUUUAAGGCAUCUGCAAAGCCCGCUCCGACGGCACCUAAGCCUGAGAUAUCUCAGAAGUUCAACGCCGCCCCUUCUAAGCGGGAUACUUCCCAACAUCGUGAAUCCAAGGAUGGGGAUCGUGACCGUGACCGGGAACGAGAACGGGAACGGGAACGAGACCGAGACAGGAAUCGAGAUCGUGAUCGUGACCGGGACCGCGACCGUGACCGAGACAGGGCUCGGGACAAGGCUCGGGAGAAGGACAAAGGACUUGACAGGGACGUUCUUCGGGGCGCCCCAACUGAACCCGCUUCGGCCAGAGCUCGCCAGGAGCCGCGACAACCUCCUCCAGGCCCGCGACAGCCGCCGGCUCCGAGAACGCGAAAAAUCAGGAAGACCAUGAGACGCCUGAAGCCAGGACCAAAGCUGCCCGACGAUUUAAUCAAGUCAGAAUCGGUCUACUUCCGGAAGCCCGGCAACGAAUCUGUUGUUGGCUCCGGCACGUACGGAAAAGUUUUCAAGGCCUUGCACGUCUACACAAAGGGGCUGGUGGCUCUGAAGCGCAUCCGCAUGGAAGGCGAAAGAGACGGUUUUCCCGUUACGGCGGUUCGAGAGAUCAAGUUGCUUCAAUCGCUCCGCCACACCAACAUCGUCCAGCUUCAGGAGGUCAUGGUCGAGAGAAACGACUGCUUUAUGGUUUUUGAGUACUUGUCCCACGACUUAACGGGAAUUCUGAACCAUCCGUCCUUCACGCUAGAUGCGGCCCAAAAGAAGCAUAUGGCAAUGCAACUUUUCGACGGCCUCGACUACUUGCACAAGAGGGGUGUUCUCCAUCGAGACAUCAAAGCUGCAAACAUUCUUGUCAGUAGCGACGGUGUUCUCAAAUUGGCAGACUUCGGCCUGGCACGCUUCUAUGCCAAGAGACAUCAACUGGAUUACACCAACCGAGUUAUCACGAUUUGGUACCGGUCGCCCGAGCUGCUGCUUGGCGAGACUCAGUACGGUCCUGCUUGCGAUGUCUGGAGCGCCGCCUGCGUCAUGGUGGAGAUAUUCACUCGUCAUGCCAUCUUUCCAGGCGACGGUAGCGAGAUCAACCAAUUGGACAAGAUCUACGCCGUGAUGGGCACUCCGAACAAGGCGGAAUGGCCGGGACUGAUCGAUAUGCCGUGGUUUGAGCUGCUGCGUCCUGGGUACCGGCGGGCAAACACUUUCCCUUCCAAAUACCAGGACAAGAUUCCGGCCGCAGCGUACCGACUGUUGGCUGCCAUGUUCCGCUACGACCCCGCCAAAAGACCAUCGGCUGCCGAUGUUCUGGCUGAUGAAUACUUCACCACCGAAGACCCUCCUCCUCGACAGGCUAUAGAACUUGCCGAAUUAGAUGGCGACUGGCACGAAUUCGAGUCCAAGGCGCUGCGGCGCGAGAACGAGCGUAAGGAGAAAGAGGCGCGGCGCGCGGCGUCGUCGGCGAAGGACAACAAAUCCCGAGAUCGCAAGAGAGAACCCGAAGCUCACGAUGACCGCGGCGACGCUAAGAGAGUCCAUGUGGAGGGGAGGCCGGUGGUUCCUGCAGAGCGUUCGAAGGCCUAGAAGACUUGACGACGUUGAGCUGGCCCCCAGGAUGCCAAAUUUCACGUUGCCCCCUCCAGGUUUCGGAUUUGCUGUUGUGGGCGGACCGAGAGAAAUCAUCGUCCUUCUUUUUUCACACACACACUUGCAUUGUUUGCGUUGGCAAGGCGUUGGGGAAUUUUCUAAAGGUUUUAACGGGCUGAAUGAGAACAGGGAUAUUUAGGCUUCCAAGCUCGGGGGACCGCGAGCAUGGCUUCUUCUGAUAACACUUAAACGUUACUCGCGAUGGGCAGAGAGAGAGAGAGAGAGAGAGAGAGAGAGAGAGAGAGAGAGAGAGAGAGAGAGAGAGAGAGAGAGCGACAAAGGAAGGAAUGCUUGUCAGCAGCAGUCGACAUGCGGUUGCCUUCAAUCAACCAUCGCGAGGGCAGCAGGAAUGGCUGAGCAAAGUUGCAUCCGGUGAUGAUCAGGCAUUGUACGGUAUAGACCCAGACUAAACGGGGUCCGAUCUGAGGAAUAUAUCACAAGAUGAUAACGACGCGACUUGAUCGUAUCCCUUCGUUGCAUCCACGCUGCGAAUUGUCGUAUUCGUUCCUAGCCAUUCAUACCAAUCGGCCUUCGCCUGGGUUCGAUGGAGAUGGGGUUACUAAGUGCGUUACCCAAAGAAUACCUUUGACAUACACCUAUAAAUUGGGAAGGGGGAGGCAACCAGUCUCGCGACGCUACCCCCUCGCUUUAUCGGGAACAGAACGACCCGACAAUCAGUUUUCCACCUUGACGUGUGUUGGUUUACAUUGAAUUGGCCGUCCAAGGGGGCCGUUGUGGCUCGGACAGCGAGAGACUCGUGAUUCUCUCGAUCGCGCCUGGAAGCCUCAGACGCAGGGGCAAGCGUGCGACUCCCCCGUGUUGCUGGGCAGUAUUCGCUCCUCACAGCUGUUCGGGAACGUAGGAGUCAAGCUCUCAAGAGUGGGACAAGCAUUUGUGACCAAUACUGAGAAUGACGGUAGCUUGCACAAUGUUUGAGCGCCAUUAUUGGUAAAAAAGACAAUUGAAUUUACCCGCUGUUUCUCCAUCCACCUGAAUGCAUUUUAUGGUAUGCCCCCUCAUUCCUUGUUCGUCGUAGAUCAUCGUUGAGGAAAUCGUUUCAUUAGAUCGUGAGUUGUCCUGCUUGCAGGCGUCGAGCCGGAUUUUUCGCGUUGUCUUCGCGUCUCCGGGUUAUUUUUUAAGUAUAGCCUUCCCUUUUGUAUGAGUAUCAGAAACCGGCGUGUUUUGGCACUGUGCUGUUGUAGACACCGGCAGUUGCUGCGAUCGAGCCAAAUAAGCUAUCCUUCAUAGAUGCAUUUGUCAAUAUGCAGGCAUCCCCAGCGAAUUUGCCUUCCUGCCGAUCUUGUGAUGUUGGUCACCGCCUC